Molecule: messenger RNA, 219 nt
Organism: Dracunculus medinensis (Guinea worm)
Lineage: Eukaryota; Metazoa; Nematoda; Chromadorea; Rhabditida; Dracunculidae
Source: the annotation of a GenBank genome assembly
GGACCAACACUGCCAGAUGGAAAGACCAAUUUUGAAUGUCACUGUAUUGCACCAAUAAUGGGAAGCCCAUGUGGAUAUUUAUUUCGAGAAUCAAUGUUAUGUCGGGAUGAAAAAUCUGCCGAAGAAUUCGAAGCAGGUGCAUGUGCUGAUGAGUUCAUGGCCUUCGUUGAAUGUGUUGUUCGCACUGGCUGUUUUGAAUGUGUGCAAUCGCUCUUAUGA